GACCACCAGCAGGCCAUGGCGGAGCGCGUGUCGCUGUCGUCCAUGUUGGCGAAGUCUCAGAAGGACCUUCCAGCCAAGAGGAUGAAGGACAGCUACCUGGAGGUGCACCUGCCUCUGGGCUCCGAACCGCAGCUCCGAGAGAAAUACCUGACCUUCCACAACACCGUCAGGUUUGGUAGAAUCCUGGAGGACUUGGACAGUUUAGCAGUCCUCAUCUCGUACUCUCACACCUACAACCAGGAACUGAAGAGGUCUCCUCUGUCCAUCGUCACCGCCCUGGUGGAUAAGAUUG
This is a messenger RNA of Plectropomus leopardus (leopard coralgrouper), 292 nucleotides long. Lineage: Eukaryota; Metazoa; Chordata; Actinopteri; Perciformes; Serranidae. The record is from RefSeq and is a predicted model, not a curated record.